AUGGCUAGUGGGGGUGGAUAUGGAGAUGCGAGCCAAAAGAUAGACUAUGUAUUCAAGGUGGUGUUGAUAGGGGACUCAGCAGUUGGGAAGUCCCAAAUACUUGCUCGAUUUGCUAGAAACGAGUUUAGUCUUGACUCUAAAGCUACUAUUGGUGUGGAGUUUCAAACUCGGACUUUACUUAUUGAUCAUAAGAGUGUUAAGGCCCAGAUCUGGGAUACUGCCGGUCAAGAACGGUACAGAGCAGUCACAAGUGCAUACUACAGGGGUGCUGUUGGGGCAAUGCUGGUGUAUGAUAUAACCAAGCGUCAGACAUUUGAUCACAUACCACGGUGGUUGGAAGAGCUGCGUAGCCAUGCUGACAAGAACAUAGUUAUCAUUCUUAUCGGAAACAAAACUGAUUUGGAGGACCAGCGGGCCGUACCCACUGAGGAUGCCAAAGAAUUUGCCCAGAAGGAAGGACUAUUCUUCUUAGAGACCUCUGCAUUGCAAGCAACUAAUGUCGAGAAUGCAUUUAUGACUGUGUUAACAGAGAUCUUCAACAUUGUAAACAAGAAGAACCUGGUUGCAGGUGAAGAUCAAAGCAAUGGUAACCCUGCAUCUCUAUCUGGCAAGAAGAUUAUCGUUCCAGGCCCUGCACAAGAAAUUCCAGCGAAGAGCAAGUGUUGUACCUAA
Molecule: messenger RNA, 672 nt
Organism: Dovyalis caffra
Lineage: Eukaryota; Viridiplantae; Streptophyta; Magnoliopsida; Malpighiales; Salicaceae
Source: the annotation of a GenBank genome assembly